Messenger RNA from Daphnia carinata, 3130 nucleotides. RefSeq names its product G protein-coupled receptor kinase 5-like (gene Gprk2). Gene Ontology annotation, cellular component: cytoplasm. The transcript is spliced from 12 exons. The record is from RefSeq and is a predicted model, not a curated record. Bases 520 to 2220 code for a protein of 566 amino acids. Lineage: Eukaryota; Metazoa; Arthropoda; Branchiopoda; Diplostraca; Daphniidae. Gene Ontology annotation, molecular function: ATP binding; G protein-coupled receptor kinase activity. Gene Ontology annotation, biological process: regulation of signal transduction; protein phosphorylation; signal transduction.
UUUUCUCGCCACAGGGCGACAUUCCAGAACCCGGACUUGGACAGUUUGUUUGUGCUGUGUGUGCUGCUGCUGCUCCGAUAGCGAGAGCUGAGAGAGGGUGUGUGGGGUAUGUGUGUGUGUGUAUAUGAACUGUGUUGUAUGUAUAUGUGCAAUAGGUUUUAAAGUGGAGUAUAGAUAACCAUAACCGACUACAGCAUGUUACGUCUGACAACGUCCAUCAUGACACAGUGAAUGCAAGAACUUCUUGAUCAUCACCUCUCUCUCUCUCUUUCGUUUGCGUUUGUUUCGGGCUUCAAUAGCUUGAUACUUUGCCAUCACAGCCGAUGCUAGCCGACUCACUGUGUGUGUUUGAGUGCGUGUGUCACUUUGGCUCAGGUUCCCCAGUACAGUGUUGUUGCCAAGUGGAAGACUUACCUGGAGACUCUGUCUGAACCAAAGAGUCAGGGGAUUGGUGUGCAGAGAGAGACGUAGGGUCAGUUUGAAGACCCAAAGCAUCUUAAAGCGGGCAAACUGGAACUCAUGGAGCUGGAAAACAUUGUCGCCAACACCGUUUACCUCAAGGCUAGGGAAGGUGGUGGUGACAGCAACAAAGGCAAAAGCAAAAAAUGGAAAAGGAUUCUCCAAUUUCCACACAUUUCGGUCUGCAUGGACCUGAAGGAGAAGCUAGAUGUACGUUAUUGCUUCAUCAUCGACCAACAGCCAAUCGGACGGUUACUGUUCCGGCGUUUCUGCGAAGUCAGCCAAAAGUAUCAACGUUACAAUAAUUUUCUAGACGUUAUGGACAAAUACGAGUUAGAGGAUAUCAGACGAGAGGAUAGCGCCCAAGAGAUCUACAGGCGAUUCUUAGCUCCAGGAGCCGAAGAGUCUGUCGAGAUUAUUAACGACGACAUCAUCAGCCAAUGCAAGGAGAGGUUGCAUGAAGGCAGCAAGGACGUGUUUGCUGCAUGCACGGCCGUUGUCCGAGGUUAUCUCGCCGGCGAACCAUUCAAGGAGUUUGAAAAUUCAAUGUACUUUCACCGUUACCUACAGUGGAAAUGGCUGGAGAGCCAACCGGUGACGUAUAAGACGUUCCGAAUGUAUCGCGUCUUGGGCAAAGGAGGAUUUGGCGAGGUGUGCGCCUGUCAGGUGCGGGCCACCGGCAAGAUGUACGCCUGCAAGAAACUGGAGAAGAAGAGGAUAAAGAAGCGCAAAGGAGAGGCCAUGGUUCUCAUAGAGAAACAGAUCCUGCAGCGGAUCAACUCGCGCUUUGUCGUAAGUUUGGCAUACGCCUACGAAACCAAGGAUGCUCUUUGUUUGGUGCUGACCAUUAUGAACGGUGGCGACCUCAAAUUCCACAUUUACAACAUGGGUGGUGAGCCGGGCUUCGAAAUAGAGCGGGCACGAUUUUACUCAGCCGAGAUAUUAUGCGGUCUGGAGCAUCUGCACACACAAGGGAUCGUCUAUCGAGACUGUAAGCCAGAAAACAUUCUACUAGACGAUCAUGGUCACGUCCGAAUAUCCGAUUUGGGUCUGGCCGUCGAUAUACCCGAGGGUGAUAUGGUCCGUGGGAGAGUAGGCACCGUCGGCUACAUGGCCCCUGAAGUGAUUGACAAUGAAAAGUACACGUUCAGUCCGGAUUUCUUCAGUUUCGGCUGUCUGAUCUACGAAAUGAUUGAAGGCCAAGCGCCGUUUCGAGCACGUAAAGAGAAAGUCAAGCGAGAAGAGGUGGAUCGACGAGUUCGCGAGUCGCAGGAAUCCUACUCAUCCAAGUUCACUGAAGAAGCCAAGUCGAUUUGCCAGCAGCUUCUGAAGAAACAGCCAAAAGACAGGCUGGGAUGCGCUCACGGACGCUACGGCGCCACCCAAGUCAAAUCGCACGAAUAUUUCCGGAGUACCAACUGGCGCCGGCUGGAUGCCGGCAUCUGUGAACCUCCCUUCAUUCCCGAUCCGCAUGCCGUCUACGCCAAGGAUGUUUUAGACAUUGAGCAAUUCUCAACCGUCAAAGGCGUCAGUCUCGACUCGACCGAUGAUUCAUUCUACACCAAAUUCAACACGGGCUCUGUUUCCAUCCCGUGGCAGACUGAAAUGAUCGAGACGGAGUGUUACAAAGAACUCAAUGUUUUCGGCCCGGAUGAAACUCGCACUCCCGAUUUGAUCCUUGAACAGCCACCAGCUCCGGAAAACCGCAGCUGCUUCCCGUUCCGUCGAAGGAGGAAGCAACCCGGCUAUCGUACGAAAUAGGAUAUUAUUUGCAGGGUUUUUUUUCCUUUCUUAUUCUCCGGUCGUUUUCAUUGGAUUGAUGACGGCAGAUCAUCUGGAUGCAACCCUCUGAUGGAUCGCUUCAAUCGCCACAAUGAAGAGAGAGAGGUCACGUACUGCAACCGACUUCUACCAACUCUGUAUGUAUGUAGCAUAAAGUUUCGUUGCCCUUCUUCCUAACUCACCACCAAUCUAACCCAUUAUGUCUAACAUACUCUCUUGUCGCCGUCCCUGAUAUAUUAGGACGCUCUCAAUUUGGUUUUACUAAAAUCAGAGAGACAUUUUUCUCCCCAAUUCUUUUAAUCGACUGGAUUUCUUUUGAUUGUCCUGAUAGGUCGUUCAGAUAAAGAAAAAGUGAGAGCUUUUCUGGCAUUUAUCUUAAAUUUUUAAAUGACGUCAUCCGAGUGACGUCAUUUAAAAAGAAAGAUCGUAUAGGAAAUUUCAGUUAGGAACAAAAUUUUGACAAUUUUUUCACACACCUCAUUGUGUUUUGCUCAGUAAGGUCUCUGACCUUUUAUUUCAUUUCGUUUCUCCCAUUUUUCUUCUGACUGGCCAACAAUUGCGCAAAAAAAACUUCCCCUCCUGUUUCUCUCUCCCUCCCCCACUUCCCUCAUUCUGAAGUACAAACUGUCGGUGCAUCGUGAAAUGUCCGUUUUGUGUGUACACUUAACUAUUGUAUGCGUAUCGAAGGCGGUCGUGGGCCAGCACACGUCAGGGUUCUUUUGUUUCCCCUCUCUUCUUUCCCUUUUAUUUUUGUCGUCAUUGCCAUCCCGUAUUUGUUUUCUCGUCUCGUUCUAAAAUAUCGUAGUUUCGUAGGUUCCCCGAUCAGACGGUUUAGCUUUGACAGAUUCCUUUUCGCUUACGAGACAAGAAUAAUAAUGAAACUCCCUUU